Nothobranchius furzeri (turquoise killifish) is the source of this 2599-nucleotide messenger RNA. The record is from RefSeq and is a predicted model, not a curated record. Lineage: Eukaryota; Metazoa; Chordata; Actinopteri; Cyprinodontiformes; Nothobranchiidae.
UCUGCCAUUAGCAGUGAGUUUAAUGCAGCUGACAUCAGUUCAUGUUGUGGGCGGAACUUUGGAAAGUCUGAAACAAAGAGUUGAGCUUAGCGAGGAUCUGACAGGUGCUGGUGCCGAUUCUUCACUGAUGAAGUGCAGCCUACAGAGUACCCCUCGUUUACCUGCUUUCUCCAUGGAUGGGGACUUUGUUAUUGGAGGGGUUUUCUCAUUACAUUAUGAGCUGUCCUCAGUGACUCAUAACUACACCACCAAACCGGAACCUUCCGGCUGCACAGGGAGCAUUAUUGCCAGGGAACUGCGUUUUUCCCGCACAAUGGUCUUUGCUGUGGAGGAGAUAAACAACAGCUCAGAGCUGCUGCCCGGCAUCAAACUUGGAUAUCAGAUCUAUGACUCAUGCAACUCGGUACCUGUGGCCAUGCAGGUGGCGUUUCAGCUUUCAAAUGGUCUGGAUAGUUCAUUUUACAAAAGCAAAAAUUGUUCCCAGGCAGCUGUUUUAAUGGCAGUUGGAGACUCUGGGUCUACAACAUCUAUCAGCAUAUUGCAUAUUUUUGGAUCCUUCAGUAUUCCUCUAGUGAGCCACUUUGCCACGUGUGCCUGUCUGUCAGACAAGCAGAAGUUCCCUACUUUCUUCAGAACCAUUCCCAGUGACCAGUUCCAGGCUGAUGCACUGGCCAAGCUGGUGAAACACUUUGGCUGGACUUGGAUAGGCGCUGUCCGCUCAGACUCAGAUUAUGGGAAUUAUGGAAUGGCGUCUUUUCUUGCAGCAGCACAGAGAGAGGGAAUCUGUGUGGAGUACUCAGAAUCCUUCUUUCCAACUGACCCAGCUAGCAAGAUCAAGCGAGUAGCUGAUGUUAUCCGCAGGUCAAAAGCGAUGGUUGUUGUGGCAUUUGUUGACUCUGGAGAUAUCAGAGUUCUGUUUGAGGAACUGGCUCAAAAUCCUCCACUGCCUCACCAGUGGGUUGGAAGUGAGGGUUGGAUAACUGACCCUUACUUGAUGAGGUACAGCUUCUGCACAGGAGCCAUCGGAGUUGCCAUUCAGAAAUCUGUCAUCCCAGGUCUGAGAGAAUCCCUACUGGAUCUAUCUCCCACUCAAGUAGCUGCAUCCCCAGUGCUGACUGAGUUCUGGGAGGAUUCUUUCAAAUGCUCAAUGAACAAAGCCACAAAAUUGUGUGAUGGAACUGAAGAUAUCAAAACAAUCAAAAACCCGUACACUGAUACAUCUCAGUUAAGAGUCACUAACAUGGUGUACAAGGCUGUUUACGCUAUAGCUCAUGCUAUUCACAAUGCAGUGUGUUGGGAUUUAGACUUUAUAACUAAGUGUGAUAAACACGGGUACCCGGAGUCCAAACAGGUUCUAACUAAUCUAAAAAAAGUUAAAUUUUCCCGUAACGGUUACCCUGUAUCAUUUGAUGCUAAUGGAGACCCUGUAGCUUUUUAUGAGCUGGUCAACUGGCAGAAGAGUGAGCGUGGAGUUACUGAGCUGGUAACAGUAGGGUACUAUGAUGCAUCACUGCCUAAAGGACAGGAGUUUCAUACCAACAGGAACAUAUCCUGGGUGAAUGGUAACAAAGUAAAUGUCCCAGCAUCAGUGUGCUCUGAGAGUUGUCGUCCAGGAACUCGUAAAGUGUUACAGAAAGGAAAACCCAUUUGCUGCUAUGAUUGUAUACCAUGUCCUGAUGGAGAGAUCAGUAACACAACAAAUUCUCCAGACUGUUCCCCGUGUCCCAGUGAAUCGUGGCCUAAUGCACAAAGAGACGCUUGCUUCCCCAAACCUGUGGAGUUUCUUUCCUAUGAUGAAGUCCUGGCAAUCAUCCUGGCUGCAUUCUCUGUUAGUGGGGCCUGUCUGGCCAUCAUAACAGCAGCUAUUUUCUUUCAUCACAGAACAACUCCAAUUGUCAGAGCCAACAACUCUGAGCUGAGCUUCCUGCUGCUCUUCUCUCUGACUCUGUGUUUCUUAUGUUCAUUAACUUUCAUCGGAGCUCCCUCUGAUUGGUCCUGCAUGCUGCGACACACAGCGUUUGGUAUCACCUUUGUUCUCUGUAUCUCCUGUGUUCUUGGCAAAACUGUAGUGGUUUUAAUGGCCUUUAAAGCUACACUUCCAGGUAGUAAUGUCAUGAAAUGGUUUGGGCCUCCACAGCAAAGAAUGACUGUUGUAUUUUUUACAUUUGUUCAAGUAUUAAUCUGUACUGUGUGGUUGUUACUCAGCCCUCCAUUCCCAAUGAAGAAUCUGAGCACAUACAAGGAGAAGAUCAUCCUGGAAUGUGCAUUAGGUUCUGCUGUUGGGUUCUGGGCUGUGCUCGGGUACAUUGGCCUGCUGGCUGUUUUCUGCUUUGUGUUAGCUGUUCUAGCUCGGAAACUACCUGAUAAUUUUAAUGAAGCCAAGCUGAUAACCUUCAGCAUGCUGAUAUUCUGUGCAGUGUGGCUCACCUUCAUCCCAGCAUAUGUCAGCUCUCCUGGAAAAUUGACUGUAGCUGUGGAGAUAUUUGCUAUUCUGGCCUCCAGUUUUGGACUGAUUCUGUGUAUAUUUGCUCCAAAGUGUCUCAUCAUCUUAUUUCAGCCUGAGAAAAACUCUAAGAAAUAUUUAAUGAAUAAAAAUUAA